Molecule: messenger RNA, 3549 nt
Organism: Sarcophilus harrisii (Tasmanian devil)
Lineage: Eukaryota; Metazoa; Chordata; Mammalia; Dasyuromorphia; Dasyuridae
Gene: DLGAP4
Product: DLG associated protein 4
Exons: 12
Coding region: 466-3444 (992 amino acids)
Biological process (GO): signaling
Cellular component (GO): postsynaptic specialization; glutamatergic synapse
Molecular function (GO): molecular adaptor activity
Source: RefSeq, a predicted model, not a curated record
CUCUCAUCCCCUCCCUGCUCUCCCCCACCUGCCCCUCCCGGCCGCUCCUGCCGUAUUCUCGGGGGAUCUCGGGCGGCCGCGGCUCCUGCAGCAUCUCUGGGCAUGGGGCCGUGCGGGGCGCUGCGGGCGGGGGCCGGAGCCACCGUUGUUUCUGCUUAGGGGCCGGUGCCGAAGCCGGAGCCGGAGCCGGAACGGAGCCGGAGCCGGAGCUGGAGCCCGACCAGGAACAGAAGCAGGAUCCGGAACCAGAACCGGAGCCGGAGCCGGAGCCGGACCAGGAGCCGGACCAGGAGCGCAGCAGCCGAGCUGGGACCGCGGAGACGUGUGCGCUGCAUGGCCCGGGGAGGCAGCCGGGGGAACAGAGCUCAGGACAGCGCCCAGGGAGGGGCCCAGCAGCAGCUGCCCCUUUAGCCAUCAAGGGUGAGGAGGGGGCGGACGAGAUGCUCUGAGGCUCCGAUUAGGACCAUGAAAGGCCUCAGUGGGGACAGUCGAGGUCGCCACCUUUCCGACAGCCUGGAGCCACCACCCCCGGAUGCUCUGUUCCCUGGAUCUGACCGGAACCCCUACCUGCUGUCUCCAACGGCAACAGUGACAGCUGACCCCUUUUCCCGUGAGUCAGGAUUCCCAGGAGCCUCAACUGCUGUGCCUGGGGAUACUCUCUUCCCUCUGCCCAGCCCCCUGCCCACCAGUGGAACCUUCCCUCGCCUCCACUAUAAUUCCCACUUCGAAGUCCCUGAGGAGGGCCCCUUCCCAAGCCAUGCCCAAGCCACCAAGAUCAACCGGCUGCCAGCCAACCUCCUGGACCAGUUUGAGAAGCAGCUGCCCGUACAUCGUGACGGCUUCAGUACUCUUCAGUUCCACAGGGCAGAGCCCCGGCCGCGAGGGGAAAGCCCCGGGCGCAUCCGUCACCUGGUCCACUCAGUGCAGAAGCUCUUCUUUGCCAAGGCUCAGUCUCUGGAGGGUGGUGGCCUUAAGGGCAGUGGCAAUGGCCGCAAAGGGGGAGCUGGGGGCGGGGAGACCGGGAAGGGCCGGAGGGCCAAGGGCAAGGAUUCAGCCAAGACAGCCGAGCCCAAACGGAGGAGCCGAUCCAACAUCUCAGGCUGGUGGAGCUCAGACGACAACCUGGAUAGUGGCAACAGUGGGGACUGUGGUUACCGGCCCCCGGCGGGGCUGAUGACACUGGGUCGGCAGCCGGAACGGGCACAGCCACGAUACUUUGUCUACAAUACCUUCAGUGAGCACAUGCUGAAAGCAGCCAAGAACAACACUGAGCUCCCCCGAGGAGGAGCAGGAGGAGCAGGAGGAGCAGGAGGGGGAGGAGGAGGAGGGGGAGGAGGGGCACCCCCACCUACCAGCCUGCCUGCCAGCACAGAGGCUAGCUACGGCAAACGCGGCUCCUGGUCCACUCUGACCCUCAGCCAUGCCCGGGAAGUCUGCCAGAAAGCUUCAGCUACCAUUGAUAAGGCCCUGCUAAAGUCCAAAUCUUGUCAUCAAGACCUGGCCUACCACUACCUUCAGGUGCCCCCAAGUGAGUGGAACAGUUCCCUCUCCAGGACGGGUGCAGACAGUGAGAUUCCUUGCAGACGCAUGCGCAGUGGGAGCUACAUCAAGGCCAUGGGCGAUGAGGACAGCGAAGAUUCGGACACCAGCCCCAAGCCAUCCCCCAAGACAGCUGCCCGCAGGCAGAGUUACCUCAAAGCCACCCAGCAGUCGCUGAGUGAGCAGAGCACCACCCACAGGAGCUUAGAUCGCCUUGAUUCUGUGGACAUGUUGCUACCCUCCAAGUUCCCGAGCUGGGAGGAGGAAUAUAAUCCCAUUGGCAAUAGCAUUACCGAGUCCAGUUGCAUCAAUCAGAUCUUUGGACAGGCCUCAUUUGUGCCUCAGAUAUUUUCCCAUGAGGAACAGGUCAGGGAGGCAGAGCUGAGUGACCAGUACGAGGCUGCCUGCAGUGAGGCUGAGUCCGCCACUGCUGAUGUUCUGGACUUGCCUCUCCCCAGCUACUUCCGCUCUCGGAGCCAUAGCUACCUUCGGGCCAUCCAGGCGGGCUGCUCCCAGGAUGAGGACAGCAUUUCCCUCCAGUCCCUCUCUCCUCCACCCACAGGUAGCAGCCUGAGCAGCAGCCGCACACUGCCCAGUUCAUCAUGCCUAGUGGCGUAUAAGAAGACACCGCCUCCUGUCCCUCCCCGGACCACCUCGAAGCCGUUCAUAUCAGUUACCGUCCAGAGCAGCACCGAGUCGGCCCAGGACACCUACCUUGACAGCCAGGACCACAAGAGCGAGGUCAACAGCCAGUCUGGGCUGAGCAAUUCCUCCGACAGCUUGGACAGCACCCGGCCCCCCAGCGUGACCCAGGGCGGUGGAGGAGGAGCUCAGGCCCGGGAGGCACCAGAGUUACCCCAAAAAAAUGCAGCUCUGAAGAACGACAAGGGAACGUUGACGAGUGAGGAGCCCAAGGCCGAGACCGCCCCCAAAAGGAAACUUUCGUCUAUAGGAAUACAAGUUGACUGCAUUCAGCCAGUGCCAAAGGAAGAGCCACCUCCCGCUACCAAAUUCCAGUCCAUCGGGGUACAGGUAGAGGACGAGUGGCGGUACAGCGGCGCGCCUCACAGCAUGUCCUCCAAGCGGGACACUGACUCAGACACACAGGAGGCCAACGACUCCAGCUGCAAGUCCUCCGAGAGGAGCCUGUCCGACUGCCCGCCGCACCACAACUCCAUCAACAUCGAUGCCAGCCCCCGGCCCUCUGCCAAGGCCUCCCAGAUCAAGCGCAACCUCUCCUAUGGAGACAACACUGACCCGGCCCUCGAGCCUUCCUCGCUCCCCCCGCCCGAUCCCUGGCUGGAGACAACCUCCAGCUCUCCCCUGGAGCCUUCCCCACCCGGGGCCUGCCGGAGGGAUGGCUACUGGUUCCUGAAGCUGCUUCAGGCAGAGACAGAAAGGUUAGAAGGAUGGUGCUGUCAGAUGGACAAGGAGGCCAAAGAGAACAAUCUCUCUGAAGAAGUCUUAGGGAAAGUCCUCAGUGCUGUUGGUAGUGCCCAACUAUUGAUGUCUCAGAAAUUCCAGCAGUUCCGGGGUCUUUGUGACCAAAACUUGAACCCUGACUCCAACCCCAGGCCCACAGCCCAGGAUUUGGCUGGGUUUUGGGACCUGUUGCAGUUGUCCAUUGAAGACAUCAGUAUGAAGUUUGAUGAGUUAUACCACCUUAAAGCAAACAGCUGGCAGCUGGCGGACCCUCCUGAGAAGAAGUCUCGAUCUAAAGGAAGAGAAGAAACCUCCCCCUCCUGUGCCAAAGAAGCCGGCCAAGUCUCGAACAGCUCUGAACCGGGACAAGGCCUCGGACUCUGGGGACAGGCAGCGCCAGGAAGCCCGAAAGCGUCUCCUGGCCGCCAAGAGAGCCGCGUCAGUGCGGCAGAACUCCGCGACAGAGAGCGCGGACAGCAUUGAGAUCUAUGUCCCGGAGGCCCAGACCCGACUUUGAGCCAACGAAACGGAAAAGGGAAGGAACACAAGCAAUUUUUAAAUCAUUAAAGAGCAAAUGAAAUACUCCCA